CACAAUUUGGAUUAUGAUUCCCACCAUAGCUGGACCAGAAUAAUCAAUUCUUAGCUAACAUACCACGCUGCAUCCCAUUCUAUUUCUAACUGUCGUGAAACUUCAAUAUUGCAACUCCUCCAAUCCGCUUACGUAACACAACCAUUUCUGCGAUGCCAUUACAAGAACCGACACCGCCAGCCAUGAAAGUGGAACCAGUCAGAUCCAAAGCCUUUUUGGACAUCACCAUCGACGACAAAGAUGUGGGAAGAAUCGUGCUCGAACUAUUCGAUGAUUUGGCUCCAAAACUGACCCAGAACUUCUUGAACUUAUGCAAGGGCAUCGAAGCCAAUGGCAAGGUAUUGUCCUACAAAGACACCGUUUUCCAUCGUGUGCUCAAGAACUUCGUCAUCCAGGCAGGUGACUUGAAGUACGGCCAGACCCCCAAAGCUGAAUAUCCUCACGCAGACGUGGGCAAGGGAAAUGUGUCCUCGUUCAAUGAGGAAGGGCUCUUUGAGGACGAGAACUUGCUGGAGCCUUUAGACGGGCCCUUCAAGCUCUGCAUGGCCAACGAUGGCCAGAAGGACUCCAACGGGUCGCAAUUCUUCAUCACCACGUAUCCACAGCCCCAUUUGAACGGCAAGCACUCGAUUUUCGGAACAGUGUUGCAUGGCAAGUCUGUCGUCAGAGAGGUGGAAAGAGUGGAUACAAGCAAGGACAACGUACCAGUUCCAUCCAGCAUUGUUCGUAUCAAGAACUGUGGCGAAUGGACUGAAGGAAUGGAGGUGCCUAUAUUUAAUGCCAGUUACAACCAGAUCGGAGGAGAUAUCUACGAGGAGUAUCCCGAAGACGAUGGCACCAUAGACAAGGACUCAUCUGAGUCAGUGUUCAUCGCUUCCAGCAUCAUAAAGGAAAGCGGAGGCCUCUUAUUCAAGGCUGCAGACUUUCAACUGGCGUUGUUCAAGUACAAGAAAUGUCUUCGGUACGUCAUGGAGUACAUUCCCGACCAAGACCAGGAGCCUGAGUGGUAUUCCAAGUAUUAUGACUUGAAGAAAAAGCUCUACUUGAACUUGGCGUUGGUGUGUGCCAAAUUGGGUGAUUUCCAGAAGUCCCACGAUUAUUCGGUGUAUUUAUUGGAGUCCGACAAUUUGAGUGCAUCUGAGAAAGCCAAGGGACACUUCAGAAAAGGGUGCUCUCUCAUGGAAUUGAGGAAGUACGAACUAGCAUUAAAGGACCUCACUGUUGCACACGAGCUCUUGCCAAAUGACAAGGUGAUCGAGAACAGCAUGCAAAAAUGUACCGAAUUGGCUGAAGGAAAGAAGAAGGCCGAGAAGGCCAAGUAUGCGAAAUUCUUCAAAUGAGGAGAUGAACAAGAAAGGUUUAAGGUAGAAAAUUUAUACUAGUCUUGCCAACUAAUUGAUAUUAUUGAACAUCUAUUCGAAGCAAGGAAUUGGCCUGUAGUAGAAUGAGCAAAUACUACAUGAUUGAGGGUAUAUUUGCGAGUUUUCGGUACCAGAAUAAUGAAAUAAAUAUACGAU
This is a messenger RNA of Suhomyces tanzawaensis NRRL Y-17324, 1517 nucleotides long. RefSeq names its product peptidylprolyl isomerase. Bases 153 to 1340 code for a protein of 395 amino acids. NCBI's taxonomy places the organism in Eukaryota, Fungi, Ascomycota, Pichiomycetes, Serinales, Debaryomycetaceae. The record is from RefSeq and is a predicted model, not a curated record. Gene Ontology annotation, cellular component: intracellular membrane-bounded organelle. The transcript has a single exon. Gene Ontology annotation, molecular function: peptidyl-prolyl cis-trans isomerase activity; protein binding. Gene Ontology annotation, biological process: protein folding; protein peptidyl-prolyl isomerization.